AUGCCUGACCUUGAUGAGGCCAUUGAGCUGCAUCGAGAUGCAUUACUCCUCCGUCCCCUCGCCUUCACGACAGAUUCGAGCGGCGUGGCAUCAUGUCGGACCUUGAUGAGGCCAUCGAGCUGUAUCGCGAUACAAUACUCCUCUGUUCCCCCGGUCAAUGCUGAAGACCAGUCCCCGCAAACCCGGCAACUCACUAUGCAAUGGGAUGACGUGGUUUCACGGAUCCGCAUGCUUCCCGACUUUUCUCGGUUUCUCCUGCCCCCCCUUUUCUCCGACCUCCAGAAGGCAGCUGAAGACGGUCCUGUCGUCAUUGUCAAUGCCAGUCAGUAUUGCUGCGAUGCCUUGAUUGUCCUCAGCGACCAAGAUCCUGUCCACGUUCCGAUUGAUAUCACGCAGACCGAAGUUUCUGAUUUGUCCUCCGAGUUUCAGUCCCUUACAAAAGAAUUUGGUUCUUCUGAUACUCAACUCGAGCUUGUCAGCAUCCUUCGUAAACUUUGGCAUCACAUCGUUGGCCCCGUGGUACAAGCCCUCAGGGUGUCAAAUGUUCGCCCUGGUUCGCGUAUAUGGUGGUGUCCCACUGCUGAGUUCGCGCUGCUCCCUCUACAUGCAGCAGGAGCUUAUGAGAAGAAGAGAGACAGUUUGUCUCACAUCUACAUCUCCUCGUACACCCCCACUUUGGCCACACUUGUUCGUGCGAGACGGCAGGUUUCACGAGAUGGCUCCCCUCAACAUUUUGUUGCCAUUGGUCAAGGAAACCCCGAUGGAGGGAAGCCACUUGAAUGUGUAGCUCCCGAGGUAGCCGUUGUCGCCAAGCGUCUCGCGCCCGUCGUGUCGUCCUUCAUGCGGCUCGAGGACAGCGAUGCAACGGUCAAGGGUACAUUUGAUGCCCUGAACAGCAACCAGUGGCUUCACCUGGCCUGCCAUGGAAUGCCUAAUCGACGACGACCAUUUGAAUCUUCCUUCGCAAUGCGUGAUGGGCCGUUGAUGAUCAAGGACAUCAUCCGAUCCAAUUGGCAGGAGCCGCAGUUUGCAUUCCUAUCGGCUUGCCACACUACCGUGGGCGAUGAGAAGAGUCCCGACGAAUCGAUCCACCUCGCUGCGGCAAUGCAAUUCUCCGGAUUUCGCAGUGUGAUUGGUUCCAUGUGGUCGGUCGACGAUGAGGUAGCACAGGAGGUUGUGUCUAGUUUCUACGACAACCUGAUCGAUGAUUCAGGGAGAUUGGACUGCACGCGCGCUGCAACGGCGUUGCACAAGGCUUUGAAGAAAUUGUGGCGCAGUGAUAUUCCACUGGAACAGCGGAUUGUAUUUGUUCACAUAGUUCUAAGUUAUCAUAGCAUAUGGGUUCGAACUUCCAAGAAGACUCUACAGAGUACGAGCAGGAUAGACUAUAACCCUAUACAUAACUGGCACAUGUAUGCAGCAGAGCACUGA
Molecule: messenger RNA, 1431 nt
Organism: Suillus discolor
Lineage: Eukaryota; Fungi; Basidiomycota; Agaricomycetes; Boletales; Suillaceae
Product: CHAT domain-containing protein
Exons: 4
Coding region: 1-1431 (476 amino acids)
Source: RefSeq, a predicted model, not a curated record